Messenger RNA from Microstroma glucosiphilum, 3118 nucleotides. RefSeq lists its product as hypothetical. Gene Ontology annotation, biological process: nucleophagy; protein localization to phagophore assembly site; autophagy of mitochondrion. Gene Ontology annotation, cellular component: phagophore assembly site membrane; cytosol; extrinsic component of membrane. Gene Ontology annotation, molecular function: phosphatidylinositol-3,5-bisphosphate binding; phosphatidylinositol-3-phosphate binding; protein binding. NCBI's taxonomy places the organism in Eukaryota, Fungi, Basidiomycota, Exobasidiomycetes, Microstromatales, Microstromataceae. The record is from RefSeq and is a predicted model, not a curated record. The transcript is spliced from 2 exons. Bases 126 to 2951 code for a protein of 941 amino acids.
GUCUGCCUGUCUGCCUGCCUGCCUUGUAUGCUGAGUAUUGUCCCAUCCUCUCCAUCUCAUCUCCCCGCUGCUGCACUGGACGACGUCUACUGCCAACCUCGAGCGCCUGUGCUGCUGCUCCCUGGAUGCAUCUCCCCAGACACACCCUCUCCUCGCAGAUCGUCGCACCAGCCUUUGUAAGCGCUACCUUUACCCCUUCCUACGGGCCACCUUCAGCAGAUCCAUCCUCCUCUGCAUAUACAGACUCGGCGUAUGCGUCCACUUCAACAUCUUCAUCGUACGGGACAGCACAUGCUGCCAGCUAUUCACACAACAGCGGUAUAGGAAGCGGUAGCGCUGCCCCCAAGAGCCACCUUUUCGCCUGCGCUACCCGCUCAGGAUUCUUGGUAGCCCAGACAUGUCCCCUGAAGGUCGUCGCUAGCAAGAGCUUCCCAGCAAGCCAAGGAGGUCUGGCCAUUGCUGCCACCAUCGAUGACACUUCCCUCGUAGUGCUCGUCGGAGGUGGUAGAGUGCCACGCUUCGCACCCAACAAGGUCGUCAUCUGGGACGAGAGUGCCACGGUGUCCUCUGAUCGGAAGAUAGGAGGCUCAGAAGGAACGGACAUGGCAGAUCAAGAGGAAGAGGAUGGGGAUGGUAGAUCGGUGGCAGCUUCGACCGUCUUUGAUGCUGGCUCCACCUUUGGAGGCGGUGAGAUGCGAAGUCGGCCGCCAGACUUGGCCACAGAGAGAGCAGGCGAGCCAGCGCUAGAUGAUCUUGACUCCGAGGCCCGCCCAGCAAGCUCCAGCUCUGAAGGACGAGAUCAUGCAGACACUAAUCAUCCCUCGGACAGAGGUCACCCGAUGCAAGAGUCUCGCCUUGGCUUGGCUGGCUUGGACUCGUCUCUUCUCAGAGAGGGGACAGAGACAUCAGGUCAAGAGCAUGAAAGCUUGGCCUCCUCAAAUGCAUCCCUGACAGCUUCCAUGACGGGUUCGAUCUCUGCUACCACUGAGGGUCUCGAAGAUCCCUUUGCAGCCCAAGGAGACGAAGCGACACCAAAGAGGACUCCGAGCCCUCCAUCGAUAGAACAGCCUACUAUGAGCGCGAGCCCGAGCUCGAGUGCAUCACCUCGGCGCUUUUUGCGCGCUAGCCGUCCCCAAAAUGUAGCAGAGGAGAAUCGACAGUCGCGCAGCACCACUCGUAUCACCGGCAGAGACGUCAUGGAACUCGAAUUCGGCGAAGCCGUUCAAUCAGUCAUCGUCAGGUCUUUCGAUGUACCUCUGACGGCAAAGUCCCGAGAUGAGCCACUCGCAAGUCAAGGCAGGAGGACCUUCAAAAUGGCACUUCUAGUGGUCGUGCUGAGGACCAAAGCUGUUGUCUUUGAGCUUGGAGAGCACAUCUCAAUGGCGCGUCAGGAGCCAUCUGAAGAAGACGGCGUGAGCAGGCCGUCUUCGUGGGGAAUUCUCUACAGGACUACCAUAGGAAUCCUUGAUGAUGGAAGAGGACUCGUGGAUCUGGUAGGCCUGCCUGGCAAACGGUCUGCCCUCCUCACUCUCUCCGGACGUCAGCCAGGGCAUGUCCAGCUUGUCAUUCUUUCGCUUCUCAGCCCCAAGCAGCCGGCUUCGGCUACAACGGCAGGAGCACCUAUCUCAUCAUCUGGCGUGCUAGCCUCGUCCAUUAUUGCAGCUCAUUCUGCAUCUCUUGUGUCUCUGACCCUCUCAGCAUGCGGCUCCCUGCUUGCUACUGCCUCCAAAAAGGGUACGCUAGUGAGGGUGUGGUCCACGACGGGAACAACAGUAGGAGCUGGCAAGCCCCGCACGACGAUCAAGGCCGUGCUGCAGAUGGAGCUGAGAAGAGGAACGGAGCAGGCAGUGAUCCUCAGCAUGGCAUUCGCGCCGGACCGCUCAGUACUAGCGGCAGCGAGCGACAAGGGCACGAUCCACUUCUUCAACCUGCGCAGCGAAGCAGUCGGAGGGAGGGCUUCGCCCCACGCUCGAAGCGGCAGCGGUGAUGCGUACUCGUCAAGAACGCCCUCCACCGGAGCAGCGCCCUCUUCGCCUGGCAGUGGCAGCGGUUUUGGCCUGUCCAACUCAGCGGCCAAAUACCUUCCCUCGGGAAUCAAUCAACUCGCCUCGCAGAUUCCCUCUUCACUCCUGCCAAGCUACCUGAAGAGUACCUGGUCUACUGCCCAAUUCCGCAUCAAGCUGCGUACCUUUGCCGCGUAUAGCUCGGAGGAGCGAGCCACGAGGAAGAGUAGCUCGCGCAAAGGCAAGGGAAGAGCUCCUCCGGCUGCAGGCAGUGGCGGUGAUGGGGGUAGUGCUAGGGGUGGCGAGGCUUUGUACUACAGCGACGAUGUCCCUGCGGGUGGGGCAGGGGCUUCGAGGAGCACAGAGGGCGCCUGGGCCACUCUCAAAGGGCGCAUUGAGGAUAUUAGACGCUGGGAACCUGCCUUGGACGAGCGCGUCUUCCUCAGCUGGGUUUGGGUACCCGAUCCCGUGCAAGCGGAUGCCAAGUUGAGCGCAAAGCCGACAACACACAAGGGAAGAGAUCAUCGAAUUUCACCAUCGGCAGGUGCAGAGGUCCGCACUGGUGGUGCACAAUCGCCAUCGAUGCCGCCUCGUCCCGCUCCCAAGGGUCAGUACCAGCUCAUCGCCCUCACCACGUCUGGUGGGUGGUACCGCAUUUCUCUUCAAGAUCAAGGUCAAGGACAAGGGCAGGCGGGAAGCAGCGCUGCAGAGGAUGCAGGGGAUACGGUUCUGAACAUGUACCGGCAGUCCUCUUCUUCCUCUUCCUCCUCCGCCUCUUCUGCUGAUGCUGCUGCUGCUGCUGCGCGAGUAGGAGGAGGAGGAGGAGGAGGAGGAGGAGGGGCGACUCAAACGGGCAGGGAAGCAAAAGAAGGCACCAAGCUCGAGGAGUACCGCACUUUUGGCUCCAAGGAGGAGCAGUGGGAUACGCGUGGUGGGUGGGGCGAGUGAGCGACUGCGUCAGUGCGUCAGUGCGUCAGUGUGGCAGCGAGGGAGCGAGGGAGGGGAGGGAGCGAGUUUCUUUUAGGGAAGGAGGAACGACUGGAGCGAGGGCUGCUCCGGGUUGCGGUGCACUUUGUAGACUUUGUGGGAUACGAUGCAUUAUGAUAUGACAUGAU